AUGAUAAGUGCCAGCCGGGCCGCAGCAGCUCGUCUCGUCGGCGCCGCGGUCUCCCGGGGCCCCACAGCCGCCCGCCACAAGGAUGGCUGGAAUGGCCUUAGUCAUGAGGCUUUUAGAAUUGUUUCAAGGCGGGACUAUGCAUCAGAAGCAAUCAAGGGAGCAGUUGUUGGUAUUGAUUUGGGCACUACCAACUCUUGUGUGGCAGUUAUGGAAGGUAAACAAGCAAAGGUGCUAGAGAAUGCUGAAGGUGCCAGAACCACCCCUUCAGUUGUGGCCUUUACAGCAGAUGGUGAGCGACUUGUUGGCAUGCCAGCCAAGCGACAGGCUGUCACCAACCCAAACAACACAUUCUAUGCCACCAAGCGUCUCAUUGGCCGGCGAUAUGAUGACCCUGAAGUACAGAAAGACAUUAAAAAUGUGCCCUUUAAAAUUGUCCGUGCCUCCAAUGGAGAUGCCUGGGUCGAAGCUCACGGAAAACUCUAUUCUCCAAGUCAGAUUGGAGCAUUUGUGUUGAUGAAAAUGAAAGAGACUGCAGAAAAUUACUUGGGGCAUACAGCAAAAAAUGCUGUGAUCACAGUUCCAGCUUAUUUCAAUGACUCCCAGAGACAGGCCACUAAAGAUGCUGGCCAGAUAUCUGGACUAAACGUGCUUCGGGUAAUAAAUGAACCUACAGCUGCUGCUCUGGCUUAUGGUCUAGACAAAUCAGAAGAUAAAAUAAUUGCUGUAUAUGAUUUAGGUGGUGGAACUUUUGAUAUUUCUAUCCUGGAAAUUCAGAAAGGAGUGUUUGAGGUGAAGUCUACCAAUGGAGACACGUUCUUAGGUGGUGAAGACUUUGACCAGGCCUUGCUACGACACAUUGUGAGGGAGUUCAAGAGAGAGACGGGGGUUGAUUUGACCAAAGACAACAUGGCACUUCAGAGGGUUCGGGAAGCUGCUGAGAAGGCUAAGUGUGAACUCUCCUCAUCUGUGCAGACCGACAUCAAUUUGCCAUAUCUUACGAUGGAUGCUUCUGGACCCAAGCAUUUGAAUAUGAAGCUGACCCGGGCUCAAUUUGAAGGGAUUGUUACAGAUCUAAUCAAGAGGACAAUUGCCCCAUGUCAAAAAGCCAUGCAAGAUGCAGAAGUCAGCAAGAGUGACAUAGGAGAAGUGAUUCUUGUUGGUGGCAUGACUAGGAUGCCCAAGGUUCAGCAGACUGUACAAGAUCUCUUUGGCCGAGCCCCAAGCAAAGCAGUCAAUCCUGAUGAGGCUGUGGCCAUUGGAGCUGCCAUUCAGGGAGGUGUGUUAGCUGGUGAUGUCACAGAUGUGCUGCUCCUGGAUGUCACUCCCCUGUCUCUGGGUAUUGAGACUCUGGGAGGUGUUUUUACCAAACUUAUCAACAGAAACACCACUAUUCCAACCAAGAAAAGCCAGGUGUUUUCUACAGCUGCUGAUGGUCAGACUCAAGUGGAGAUUAAAGUGUGUCAGGGUGAGAGAGAGAUGGCUGGAGACAACAAACUUCUUGGACAGUUUACUUUGAUUGGAAUUCCCCCAGCCCCUCGUGGAGUCCCUCAGAUUGAAGUUACAUUUGACAUUGAUGCCAAUGGGAUUGUACAUGUUUCAGCCAAAGAUAAGGGCACAGGACGUGAGCAGCAGAUUGUGAUCCAGUCUUCCGGUGGGUUAAGCAAAGAUGAUAUUGAAAAUAUGGUUAAAAAUGCAGAAAAGUAUGCUGAGGAAGACCGACGAAAGAAGGAACGAGUUGAAGCAGUUAAUAUGGCUGAAGGAAUCAUUCAUGACACAGAAACAAAAAUGGAAGAAUUCAAGGACCAGUUGCCUGCUGAUGAAUGCAACAAGCUAAAAGAAGAGAUUUCCAAAAUGAGGGAACUUCUGGCUCGAAAAGACAGUGAAACGGGAGAAAACAUAAGGCAGGCAGCAUCUUCCCUUCAGCAAGCAUCACUGAAGCUUUUCGAAAUGGCAUACAAAAAGAUGGCAUCUGAGCGAGAAGGCUCUGGAAGUUCUGGCACUGGGGAACAAAAGGAAGAUCAAAAGGAGGAGAAACAGUAAUACCAAUAAACUUUGGAGUCAAAUUAUGACGCUUGGGAGUGAAGAAACUUCCUGAGCAGAAAUGGGCAAAUUUCAGUCUUUUACUGUGUUUUUGCAGUAUUCUAUAUAUAAUUUCCUUAAUAUGUAAAUUCAGCAACCAUUAGCUAAUGAUCAUUUAAUGAGAAUUCCAA
Messenger RNA from Puma concolor (puma), 2210 nucleotides. It is a transcript of the gene HSPA9, whose product is annotated as heat shock protein family A (Hsp70) member 9. NCBI's taxonomy places the organism in Eukaryota, Metazoa, Chordata, Mammalia, Carnivora, Felidae. Gene Ontology annotation, biological process: protein folding. The record is from RefSeq and is a predicted model, not a curated record. Gene Ontology annotation, molecular function: ATP-dependent protein folding chaperone; ATP binding.